Molecule: messenger RNA, 807 nt
Organism: Prunus armeniaca (apricot)
Lineage: Eukaryota; Viridiplantae; Streptophyta; Magnoliopsida; Rosales; Rosaceae
Source: the annotation of a GenBank genome assembly
AUGUCGUCGUAUAAAAGCUGUGGGUUUUUGAUUUGGUUCAAAUCAAUCAAAUGUGUGAAUGCUAGAGAAGUUCUGGAAAAUGAUCAAUCGAAGCUUUCACAAUAUCGGGAUAGAAGAUUUCCUGGAUCACAGGAGGACUUUGAACAAGCACUCCUGGCAUCAACGACUGUUUAUAUUGGGAAUAUGUCAUUCUACACAACAGAAGAGCAAGUUUAUGAGCUUUUUUCUCGUGCUGGAGAGAUUAAGAAGAUAAUUAUGGGCUUGGAUAAAAAUACCAAAACGCCUUGUGGUUUUUGUUUUGUCCUAUACUACUCUCGAGAGGACACUGAGGAUGCUGUAAAAUAUAUUAGCGGGACUAUUCUUGAUGAUCGUCCUAUUCGUGUGGAUUUUGAUUGGGGAUUCCAAGAAGGAAGGCAAUGGGGUCGAGGGCGAAGUGGUGGACAGGUGCAUUACUGUGCCUUCCUAGGUGGAUAUGGUAAAUUAGUUCAACGAGAGUUAGAAGCUCAGAGAACGCUAGUAGAUUAUGGUACUGGAUCUUUGGGCACUUUCCCUCCAGUCAUGCCACCUCACUAUGGUAGACAUGGUGGAGGCCAUAAUCAUGGGGGUACUCAUCGGCCUGGUAGAGGUGACUAUCAGCGGAAACGACAUCGAGAUGAUGACCGCCACUCAUAUGAGAGCUCAAAGAGAAACUCGGAUUAUGAAUCCCGAAAGAACUCUGAUCACGAAUCUAGACCAGAGAAAAAUCCACGGUUUCGUGAGAGUGGCGACUCUGAUGAUGAAGAAGAUGAGCAAAAGCGACAAUCUUGA